Aegilops tauschii subsp. strangulata is the source of this 930-nucleotide messenger RNA. The record is from RefSeq and is a predicted model, not a curated record. Lineage: Eukaryota; Viridiplantae; Streptophyta; Magnoliopsida; Poales; Poaceae.
AUGGCCCUCCUCGCCGCGGCCCGUCGGGCCUCCUCCCUACCCAUCCUCCGCCGGGCCUCCACGCUUCUCCGCCCAAAGUCCUCGUCGUUGAUGGCGAGCAGGUGGAGCUCGUCCUCCCUCGACGCCGCAGUCUCCUCCUUCGAGUCCUCCGGCGCCUCCCUCAUCGCCGCACUGGACUCUUACCGUCAGAGCACCGUGACCGAGGAGUCCGCCCGUACCGUAUUGGGCCCCCUCCGUGCCUUCUUGACCGAGACCGAAUCCCUGAGCGCCACCAUGUUCGACCUUGAGCUCGUCGGCGCCAUCGACUCCGCGAUCAAGUCCCGCAACAAGGACGGCGCGCCCCCCACCGAGCUCCAGUGUCUCCUCGCUAAGAUAGAGGAGACCGGGGAUUACUUUCCCUUUGAAAUCUCUGAAAAUAAGUGUCGUGUCAGCAUUACACUUACAAGAACUUUAAAGGGUGAGAAGAUUGAGGUUGUGGCAUCAAAGCCCUGCUUGGACGAUGGCGACGACGACAAUAACUCCUCAUGCACCUCGCAUGAGGAUGUAGAAUCGUCUUCGGCGUCCUCGAACGAGAAUCUAGAAGAAGACGGUGGCCAGAAGAACAAAUUAAGAUCUAGCAUCAACCUAGAGGUCACCAUCUCCAAGGGCGAUGGCUCAAAGCUUGCGUUCACCUGCUUCGCGUAUCCCGACAAUAUAACCAUCCGUUCCAUGUGCAUGUUGUCGCGGACAGCUAGAGAUGAUGUUCAGGCUACAUAUUACGAUUUCGAUAAGCUUGAUGAGAACCUGCAGAAGUCAUUCGUGAAGUAUCUGGACCUGCGCGGGGUCACGCCAACGACGACAAACUUGUUGCGUGUGUACUUGAGCAGCAAGGUCCAGUCCAAGGAUCUGCUGAUGCUGACCAAGCUGCAGGAUUUCGUCAAGAAAGACUGA